UCUGAUCACCCAAGAUGUCGUACCUGCAAAAGGAAAUCGUCAAGUCCAAGACUAAAAAUAUGCCUACUCCAGCUAGUUUGUCAUCAAAAUUGUUGCAACAUAAAGGCCAAGGUCACAAAAGAGAUUACGAACCUGUUUCUUGGACCCAGUACUUUAGUGAAAGAAAAACUAUCGUCAUCAAUGAAGAUACGUUUCAUGUGUAUAUUCAAGGAACUGAGGGUCCUUUAUUGGUAUUGUUACAUGGCGGAGGCUACAGUGCUCUAACGUGGUCUCAGUUCACAAAAUCAGUAAUGAGCUUGGUCACAUGUCGAGUAAUGGCAGUUGAUCUGCGAGGACAUGGAAGUACCACUACAACUAAUGAUGAUGAAUUGUCAAUUGAAAUAUUGGCAGCAGAUACAGCUCAUGUAUUAGAAGCGAUAUCAGAGAAUCAACCAGUGGUUUUGGUUGGUCACAGUCUAGGAGGUGCAGUUGCAGUAAGAACAGCACCACUCGUUUCUAAUGUCGUUGGUGUUGUUGUAAUCGAUGUAGUCGAAGGCACAGCGAUUGACGCACUUAGAUCCAUGCAAGGUUUUUUGCGUUCCCGUCCAUCAUCGUUUUCAUCCAUGUCCAAGGCAAUAGAGUGGUGCGUACGCAGUGGACAAAUAAGAAAUUUACAUUCUGCAAAGGUUUCUGUACCAGGACAAAUAAAAAAUGUUGCCACUGGGACUUUAGGGACAGAUGAUCUAGAAUCUGAACCAACAACUGAUACCAAUACAAAUGUCAACUCUGCUCCACUAGGUGGUCCAAUGGAAAAUACAACAAUCAAGUCUGACAAGUACACAUGGAGGAUAAAUCUAGCUAAAACAGAGCAAUACUGGAAUGGAUGGUUUCAUGGACUGUCAUCUGCAUUUUUAGAAUUAUCAGCUCCCAAGAUGCUCCUUCUCGCUGGUGUUGACAGGUUGGACAGGGAGCUGACUGUUGGUCAAAUGCAAGGGAAAUUUCAGUUACAAGUUCUAACAGCCUGUGGUCACGCGGUGCAAGAAGAUGCACCUGAAAAAGUGGCAGAGGCAGUAGCCACUUUUCUAGUUAGACAUAAGUAUGCAGAGCCUACAUCAGAAUUCACUUGGACGGUGCCAGCUUGUUGAAUAAAUAUUUUUUUUUAAAAUCUUGUUCGAUUUUUAAGUGUGCACUUACAUUUUUCAGUGUAUAAAGUUCGGUGAUGAAUAUUUUUCAGUUGGAAUUUCUUCACAUAAAUAUAUUCCUCAAUCAGCAAUUGAUUAGCAUUUUGAUGAAAUAAAACUUUUUUUGAAAUAAUCCAAUAUCUCAUAGAUAUUUAAACAUUAACGUGUAUGGCACUUUCAGAAAAUUUCAAGUCAAGUCAACUAAUGUAAAAAACAAAUUCAAUUUUUAACUUGCAAUAAUUUUAAACUAUCUUUUUUCCUGACAAUAAAUAAAAAUUUA
Molecule: messenger RNA, 1440 nt
Organism: Copidosoma floridanum
Lineage: Eukaryota; Metazoa; Arthropoda; Insecta; Hymenoptera; Encyrtidae
Product: protein phosphatase methylesterase 1
Biological process (GO): protein demethylation
Molecular function (GO): protein methylesterase activity
Source: RefSeq, a predicted model, not a curated record